AUGGAUCCCGUUAAAUUAGCAAAGUUGCAGGCGCAGGCAGCGGCCAACCGGCUGGGUGGAAAGGGAACUGUGCGACGAAAAGUUGUCCGGAAAACAAAGCCCUCAGGGGCACAGGAUGACAAAAAACUGCAAGGCGCACUCAAAAAAUUGAACGUCCAGCCCAUCGCCGGUGUUGAGGAAGUCAACAUGUUCAAAGAAGAUGGAACCGUUCUUCACUUCCAGGCUCCGAAAGUGCAUGCUGCCGUUUCAGCGAAUACUUUUGCUAUCUACGGUACCGGUCAAUCGAAGGAGCUCACCGAGCUCGUUCCUGGAAUCUUGAACCAACUCGGUCCAGAUUCCCUUGCCUCCCUACGCAAACUCGCGGAGUCCUAUCAGGCCAUACAGCAAGGCCAACGAACAACAAACCCUGCCGCAGAAGACGACGACGACGAUGUCCCCGAUUUGGUGGAAAACUUUGAUGAGGCGGAUAAGACGGCUGGCUUAGACUAA
Messenger RNA from Lentinula edodes (shiitake mushroom), 489 nucleotides. Its product is annotated as NAC domain-containing protein. The record is from RefSeq and is a predicted model, not a curated record. The coding region runs from base 1 to 489 and encodes 162 amino acids. Lineage: Eukaryota; Fungi; Basidiomycota; Agaricomycetes; Agaricales; Omphalotaceae. The transcript is spliced from 3 exons. Gene Ontology annotation, cellular component: cytosol; nascent polypeptide-associated complex.